Molecule: messenger RNA, 1600 nt
Organism: Mesocricetus auratus (golden hamster)
Lineage: Eukaryota; Metazoa; Chordata; Mammalia; Rodentia; Cricetidae
Gene: Rab17
Product: RAB17, member RAS oncogene family
Exons: 6
Coding region: 313-951 (212 amino acids)
Cellular component (GO): endosome
Molecular function (GO): GTPase activity; GTP binding
Source: RefSeq, a predicted model, not a curated record
UGACUUCUAGCCUGCUCUGGCCCAGGUGAUCACAUGACCACUGGGGACUUUGCACUGGGGCUUACAGGAAGAGUAGAGGCCUGGCCUGCAGGCUGGGGUCUUGCCAGGAGCGGAGGCCUUCCUACUUCCUUUGCUCCACGGCGGGUUGUCCAGUGGUACACAGCUCCUCCCAUCCUGCCCUGCAGGUCCCUGACCAGUCAGUCCAUCCAGGACCUAAGGGAAGUACUGCCAGGGGGAAGGAGGAGGGAGAAGGGAGCCAGCUGGGAUCCUGUGGGAUGAUGGUCUGUGGAGCUUCCUCAAAGUGAACAGGCUAUGGCGCAGGCUGCUGGGCUACCGCAGGUCGGCACUACUUCUGGCCAGCCCUAUGUGAGCAAGCUGGUUCUGCUUGGAAGCAGUUCUGUGGGCAAGACCAGCCUGGUCCUUCGAUACAUGAAGCAGGACUUCAGCAGUGUCUUGCCGACUGUGGGUUGUGCAUUCUUCACGAAGGUGGUGGAUACGGGCUCCUCAUCUCUGAAGCUUGAGAUCUGGGACACAGCUGGCCAGGAGAAGUACCACAGCGUCUGCCACCUCUACUUCAGGGGUGCCAAUGCUGCACUCCUGGUAUAUGACAUCACUCGGAAGGAUUCCUUUCACAAGGCCCAGCAGUGGCUGGAGGACCUGGAGAAGGAGUUCCACCCAGGAGAGGUGGUGGUGAUGCUGGUUGGCAACAAAACGGACCUCAGUGAGGAGCGGGAAGUGACCUUCCAGGAAGGGAAGGAGUUUGCGGAGAGCAAAAACCUGCUAUUCAUGGAAACCUCGGCCAAGCUGAACUACCAAGUGUCUGAGGUCUUCGGCACAGUUGCUCAGGAGCUACUGCGGAGAGCGGGAGACAGGGGGAGCAGCGCGCAGGAAGGUGAGGCGGUGGCUCUGAACCAGGAACCUGCUGCCAGGAAGAGCCAGUGCUGCCCAUGACAGACUACAGUUGCUGCCACUGCAGGGAGCGUGCAGACGACGCCGGUGCCUCAGGUGCCAUCAGCCCGAGUGACAUCUUCAGAACAAGGCUGACGGCUUUUCGUUCAUAUUCUCUGUUGAACCUGGAUUAUGCCUGAGCCCUGGAGGCUUCCAGAAGUUGGCUUCCUUCAUAAUAACUGCUCGCCAAAGCUUCCGGGAACUGCAGCCCCACCUUACCAGAUACCACCAGAUUCCUGGAUGCCCUGAGCCAGUGUGCCUGCCCCGCCUGGGCUUUCCCAUUCAGUUGCCUUGCUACAGCACAGGCGAGUUAAAACAGAGCAGAAGCACGAACUGGAAAAAUUCCUUGAUCCAUGUGAUGGAAAGGCAGAUGCUUCAUCGUGGGGCAGCUGGUCCAUAACUGGACCACCGUGGUCCUGGGAGCUGCCUGGGGAGCAGGGGGCUGAUAAGGGCAUCAGUGCAAGGAAAACAAUUGAAGAGAUGAGCCCGUGGUGGUGGGUCUCAGUGAGGUGACCCUUGAGAGACAGUCUGGAGUGCCUGGGAUAGAAAUGUCCCCCCUCCAGCUGGGGAUGGACAGAGCCAGGACUCUAGAGUCUCCAUUGUAUUGUACAUGCGUCCUUCUUUCUAAACAUUAAAUGUCUUGACAAUCUGA